Molecule: messenger RNA, 1177 nt
Organism: Neltuma alba
Lineage: Eukaryota; Viridiplantae; Streptophyta; Magnoliopsida; Fabales; Fabaceae
Exons: 10
Coding region: 45-749 (234 amino acids)
Source: RefSeq, a predicted model, not a curated record
UUACUACUAAGGGUUCAACUUUUAUCCCUCCAACACUAGGCUAAAUGAGACCAAAUUGGGAGCUCAAGAACUGCUGCAACCACGAGCAGGUGGUGUUUCUGGUCACUGUCAGUGUCUGCACUGUGGUGAUUCUCGCGCUUUGGAGAACAGUUCUACUCACACCUUUUAAGCUUAUUACAGUAUUUCUUCACGAGGCAAGCCAUGCAAUUGCUUGUAAACUUACAUGCGGUCAUGUAGAAGGAAUUCAAGUUCAUGCAGAUGAAGGUGGAACAACCCAAACACGUGGAGGCAUAUAUUUGCUGAUCUUACCAGCAGGAUAUCUUGGUUCAGCCUUCUGGGGCAUGAUCUUGAUACUUGCAUCAACAAAUCUUCUUACUGCAAGAAUAGCUGCUGGUUGUUUUAUUGCUGCUCUACUUGUUGUCCUCUUUGUUGCAAAAAAUUGGACUCUUCGAGGACUUUGUAUUGGGUUUAUCAUUUUCCUUGGUAUAAUAUGGGCUCUUCAAGAGACGACCAAAGUUCGAAUUUUACGGUACAUUAUCUUGUUCAUAGGUAUAAUGAACAGCCUGUUCUCGGUAUAUGAUAUUUAUGACGACCUGAUCUCUCGUAGAGUUCACUCCAGUGAUGCUGAAAAAUUUGCAGAAGUGUGUCCGUGCCCUUGUUCUGGAUUCGGAUGGGGCGUUAUUUGGGGUCUGAUAUCUUUCAUCUUUCUUUGUGUAGCCGUUUAUCUGGGUAUUGUGAUCUUGUCAUAAGCAGGGUUCUGCUCUGUAAAGCUGAUUCUCUUGCUAGAUUAAGGGCUGUGGCUUAAUGGCGAGCUACCUCACAGUGAUGUGCAAGCUUUGGAUCAUUUAGCAGCUCCACCGGGACUUGCCGUAUAACAAAAGUUGGCCAAAUACUUGGCGUGAAAUAUCACUUUCCAUACGCAUAAUAUGUGAUAGAAAGUUGUAUCAAGCAACCUGCAAAACUCACGAUGUUAGGUAAUUUAUUUGUUUUUGUGAUGGAGCUCCAGGGGCUAUAGAUAAGACAUUAAUUUAAUGCCCCCACGAGGGCUGAACUCCAGGGGCUCUUCUGUCACAUAUUCAUUCACAUUGGCCUAAACUUACCCCAACACUUGUAUUUUUUUCACAUGUACUAUAUCACACAGCUUUAUGAAUUUAAAGUUUGAAAUAAGAGAAAGAAA